Molecule: messenger RNA, 4419 nt
Organism: Topomyia yanbarensis
Lineage: Eukaryota; Metazoa; Arthropoda; Insecta; Diptera; Culicidae
Gene: Trc8
Product: protein TRC8 homolog
Exons: 8
Coding region: 457-2856 (799 amino acids)
Biological process (GO): ERAD pathway
Cellular component (GO): endomembrane system; endoplasmic reticulum
Molecular function (GO): ubiquitin protein ligase activity
Source: RefSeq, a predicted model, not a curated record
GCGAGAAGCAAAACGUCAAAAUCCUCCUUGAAUCAGUCACAGGCCAAUUUCGAACUUUUUAUGCGACGGCUUCAAUCUUACGGGAAAAACAUAGUAAACUCAUCCUAAAUACGCUUCGUAAUUGGUUUCUGCUGUGCUUGUUCGUCGCGAGUGAUAUUUCGGUGUUAAAAGUGCUACAAAUCUUGCCCAGCGGAAGUCAACCGGAAGUGGCUUAGUGGAGAUGGCCUCAAAGCUAAAAAUGUGAAAGUUUUUUCCUCCAAUUUUUUUUUUUCGAGGGAAAAGUCCCUUUUUGGGGCUUAACGUUGAAAGGGCGGUGGGGUAGACGUGGAUAAGAUCCUUGACAACGAGGGCAAAUAAUUGGCGUCACAGCCUCAGCAAGUAUUAUCAGUUAAGUCACAGGUUUACUUCUUCCGGAAGGUUCUUGAGACCUUGAAAACAAACUCAGCGUUUUGUAAGAUGUCGGUUGUUCGGACCAAAGUCCUCGGCUUGGUGGACGUGAUAAUGCGCGUUCCCAGUUUGUUUAUCAUAGAUGAAAUUCUCAAAAUCGGCAUGGGAUUGCCCAACUCGGCUUCCCCGUCUGGAUCGGCUGCUACUGUUCCAACGGGAUCCGCUCCUCCGGGCAUAGUGUCGGAAUCGUUGGUUAAUCUGACGGUAAACGCUAGUAUGAAAGUGGCGACGGCAGCAGCUACGGAUAUGCUGGGCAGUGCGGCCGGUAUGGGACCGGAUCAUAGCUCACUGAAAGACGACAUCGAGUUCUACAAGUUUGUGUCGCUGACGACGCUCAAAUUUCUGCUGUGCUUUUUCGGUUGCCUGAGCGCAGCGUGCGUCUUCAUGCUCUGGACACGCCACCUAGUCAUAGUGUACAUGUACAUCAUUUCGGUGGGUUUGAUCUUUCUGUCCUACUGGAGCAAUGUGUCCGCCCUGUCGGUUAUAUCGGACGGUCCCAGCCUGCUGGAGGACAUUCUCUCGCUCAACAUGGAACGGCUGCUGGAUCCGGGAGGUGUCGCUCUUUCCAUACUGCCCCACCUGCUGGCCCAGUGGCUGAUGGGAGUCAUCUUUGCCUACAUCCACCUGGGACCGAAAUACAAAUUGAUCCAGAAAGCGCUGCCAUUUAGCUUCCUGAUGCCGUUGUUCCUGGCGAUGCUGCCGCUACCGACGGUAGUGCUGAAACAUUCCCCCGCAUUCGCCGCCAUUCUACCACUAGUACUGUCCAAAAUAGCCCUCUGGAGUUCCUCGUUCGAUGUGGUCAAAACGAUACUCAGCGGCUAUCAACAUGCUCGAAACUUUGCCAGCAACUUUGGCAUCUCAGCACUGAUCGAAAACGAAUGGCAGCGGUUAAAUGUGCCCUGCGUUCUUAGGGCCUUCUGGUCCAUCCGACUAACCGAACAAUUGAUCGGCCUUUUAAUGAACUCCGAUGUUCCGCUAAGAUUUGCCACAACCGUUCAGAGUCUGCUGGUCAGCGGCUGCGAAACGUUGACAGCCGUGCUCGGAAUGACCAGCAUAAUUUCCCUGAUCUGUCAUUACAUUGGGAAAGCAUUUCAACUGUUUCUGCUCUCGGAAGAUUACGACGAGGAUAAAUCGAUCGGAACGGUGUCUGCGAUUCUGUUCUACAUACUAGCACUACAAACCGGACUAACUUCACUUACUCCCGAUAAGCGGUUUAUUCGGUUGUGCCGGAAUCUUUGUCUGCUCAUAACCGCGUUGCUACAUUUCCUGCACAACAUCGUUGCGCCGAUUCUGAUGUCUCUUAGUGCGGCCAGGAACCCAUCGAGAAAACGCCACGCUCGUGCUCUGAUGGUAUGCGCCUUUCUCCUACUCACUCCGCUUGGACUUCUGAGUCUUUUAUGGACGCGCCACGCACCGUCAACCUGGCUUCUAGCGGUGACAGCUUUUUCGGUUGAAGUGAUUGUGAAAGUGCUGGUCAGUCUAGCAACUUACACACUGUUCCUGCUGGACGCUAGGCGGCAAACUUUCUGGGAAAAACUAGAUGACUACGUGUAUUACAUUCGGGCCUUUGGAAAUUCAGUAGAAUUCUGCUUUGGAAUAUUCCUGUUCUUCAAUGGCGCCUGGAUCCUUAUCUUCGAAUCAGGCGGUGCGAUCCGGGCGCUGAUGAUGUGUAUCCACGCGUACUUCAACAUCUGGUGCGAGGCGCGGGCCGGCUGGGGCGUGUUCAUGAAGCGCCGGACGGCGGUGCACAAGAUUAGUUCGCUGCCGGAGGCCACACCGCUGCAGCUGAUGUCGUUCGACGAUGUGUGUGCCAUCUGUUAUCAGGAAAUGACCUCAGCGAAAAUCACCCGCUGCAAGCACUAUUUCCACGGUGUAUGCUUGAGGAAGUGGCUCUAUGUCCAGGAUCGUUGUCCUCUGUGCCACGAAAUUAUCAUGAAUCAGGACGGAAAGAAUGGAGAUGGCAUCGAAGAUGACGGCACGGAAACUGGCAACGAUGAGAUCCAAAACCCACCCCCGGGCAACUCAGUGCCAAUCUUGAACGCACACAGUACCACCACGUCCAGUGGCACUUCAACACUAGCAGCCGAUAAUAGCAGUAGUGGCACCGUCACAACCGGUGGUAAUAGCACCAGCACCAGUAGUCGAAACCACUCGCUAACGGUCAGUGGAUUCCGCAUCCCGAAUCCGACGGUGACUACCUCUAGUUCUUCGUCUUCUUCUUCUUAUCCCUCAUCAUCAUCGUCGACGUCGGCGAUAACGUCAUCCUCAUCGUCGGUGGCAACAACGGCUGCAUCCGAUGCGGCAGCUUCCACCGCAUCAGUACUGUCUCACAUCAUCCGACAACACCAGCUGCAGCAACAUCAACCACGGUCCUCCGUCGAGCGGGAUUUUCUCGAUGAGCUGGAGUGAGCUUGGGACAUGGUCCCGCGGGAUGCUGCAGGUACGAGCGAAGGGGGAGUGAAAGAUUAGGUGUACUAGUUUUAUGUUGUGCUAUGUUUGCUGCUAUCUGUGUGAAAUGGGGAUUGGACGGAUAAUUCUGACCUAGUUGUAUGUGUAUACGUCUCCAUCGCUACGGUUUGCUAAUGCCGACCGGACUGAGGAAAAUGAGUUGUUUUAGCCUAAUUUGUGAUUCUUCAUUUUCAGUUUACCGAAUGGAAGACGAAAGAGAAAUCGAUUAGUAGUAGUGUAAUAGCGGACAUGGGUGGGGAGGGUAAAAGGGUUUAGAUUGAUGUGUUGUGCAAUCUGUGGCGCACUGACAAAACGGACGUUUGAAAUAGCUAUUCAGGGGAGAAAAUUAUAGGUUCUUGGCUGGUAGAAAACAGCACACAAAGGUAGAUGAAAGCAUACUGAAAAGACAGUUUAAGUGAUGCUCCAAUUUGCCUUACGAAACAAUGUCUUCUGCGUGAGGGUUGCACAAUCGCGCCCAGCUGCAGUGAAGUUUUAUACAUUGUACUGGUCAAUUUGAGAUACAUCUCACAUCAUGUCAGGUACCACGGGGACGUUUUGGAUUUUCCAUUAAUUCCAUUUUGUUGUUGUUAAAAAAUAAAUAUACAAAUUUCAAGCGUUCAGUUGUUUAUCUUGUAGGAUAUAUUAAAACGGUUUGUAUCGAAUCAAAUUGUUUCGAUUCGACACAAACUUUCUUGAAUGAUUAAUUUAUUUUUAAUUUCUAGCUGAAAAUAUUAGUUAAAGUCGGUUUCGUGGUGGCCAGCAUUUACAUUCUUCCAACCAUAAUCUUAUUGAAAAUGAACAACUUCACUUAUUGAGUUUAGCUUUUUUAAAUCUUCAACAGCCAGGUCAUUAUCUACAUUUAGGAGAACGCCUGAAGCUCUAUGACGAACUUGCCUGAAUUUCGGAACUCAAUGUACUACGAUUUCCGAUUUUUUUUUUCUAUUGAUUUGACGCAAUGGGUUUUGUUCAGGUGAUUUAAGAAUUUCCACUAAAAUCGCAAUUCUCCAGACACUCUUCUUUUCUGCCAAAAUUUAGAUCACUAGACUAGAAUGGUGCGCUAUCUACACGAUCGAGCAGCUUUAAACCAUUGAAUACUCUCCGCUCUGUGGGCUGCCGUGCUAAAGUAACAUGCUGUACCGCAAGUGAUACUUACAUACAUCUGUCUAUUUAUGUGUUGUUCUUUAAUUCUUUAAACCAUAGCGCAAUGCUAAGAAUGCAAUUACUCGUGGGUGGGUUAGCGUAGCGUAAACAGUAUAAGUUAAAAGUAAAAUCAAAUCGGAUAAAAGAAGCAAAAAUGCUGCUAUCCUGUGGUAGAACAAACGCAAACAUUUCUGCUUCUUUUUUUCCGACCAACAAAUACCACAACUAGUUGCAAUCUUUGGGAAACAAAGAAUCAUUUUCGCGUGUACAUAGGAAAAAAGUAAGCAAAACUAUCAACUUCAUUGAAGAGGUUGGGAUCACAUGAAAUGUGGAGAUAAGAAACAUUUACGGAGAAAUAUAGACUAAGUUCUUAUUAAAAGCCAA